AUGCUUAGUUCCUGUUCAUUGGUCAUUGGAAAUCAGGUUUCUGAAAUUGAUUUUCAAAUUUUAUUUUGGGUAAAGAAGAAAGGAAGCUCGAAAAGUUUAGGACGUGUUCCUAGUUUACGUUUCGAAUCGAAGAAAUACUGCGCAAAUAUGGGUGAUUCAGUAGUAACAAUCCGGACGAACAAGGUGAUGACUAACCGCCUGUUGGCAAGACGACAGAUGGUGGUCGAAAUCCUUCAUCCUAACCGAGCAUCAGUUCCUAAAGUGGAGGUUCGUGAAAAGUUAGCUCAGAUGUACAAGACCACACCUGAUUUAGUUUUUACUUAUGGUUUCCAAUGUCAUUUUGGUGGUGGAAGGAGUACUGGUUUUGCACUGAUCUAUGAUACAGCAGAUUUUGCCAAAAAAUUCGAACCAAAAUAUCGCUUAUUGCGACAAACGGGCACGAAAGCCGAGAAAUCAGGCCGUAAGCAACGCAAGGAGCGUAAGAACAGGCAGAAGAAAGUACGUGGAACAAAGAAGACUAAAGUUGCUACAGGAAAGAAGUAA
Messenger RNA from Loa loa (African eye worm), 543 nucleotides. RefSeq names its product 40S ribosomal protein S24. Gene Ontology annotation, cellular component: ribosome. NCBI's taxonomy places the organism in Eukaryota, Metazoa, Nematoda, Chromadorea, Rhabditida, Onchocercidae. The record is from RefSeq and is a predicted model, not a curated record. Gene Ontology annotation, molecular function: structural constituent of ribosome. Gene Ontology annotation, biological process: translation. The transcript is spliced from 5 exons. The coding region runs from base 1 to 543 and encodes 180 amino acids.